UCACUUUUCUUUUUUUAAUCAUUAGCCUUAUGCAGCUCUCAAAGCUAGAGAAUAUCUUGAUAAGCCUGCAAUACAUGAGACAAUGGUGAAGGUUAGCGCUUAUCUGCUUGGAGAAUACAGCCAUCUUUUGGCCAGACGACCUGGGUGUAGCCCAAAGGACAUUUUUGUCAUUAUACAUGAGAAGCUUCCUACUGUAUCGACUCCAACAAUAUCCAUUCUUCUCUCAACAUACGCAAAGAUUUUGAUGCACUCUCAACCACCAGAUCCCGAAUUACAAAACCAGAUCUGGGCAAUAUUCAGCAAGUGAGUUUAUAAUAAAUAC
Messenger RNA from Lactuca sativa (garden lettuce), 322 nucleotides. The record is from RefSeq and is a predicted model, not a curated record. NCBI's taxonomy places the organism in Eukaryota, Viridiplantae, Streptophyta, Magnoliopsida, Asterales, Asteraceae.